CAACAAAUUACCAGAGAGCUGCAGGCUGUCGCUGGACUGAGAAGCUAUGCCUCCGAGAAAUCGUGGAGGGAGACCUACUCUAAGUCAUGGCUUAGACCGAGAUGUAUACCAGGUCGUGCGCAAGACUAUCGAUGAGAAGUCUGAGAAUGGGCGGGUGCGCCUUUCGGUUCCUGCAAUCUACGACAGCAUCAAAAGAUCGAAUUCCAGCUUGAACAGGAAACCUAAGAAGCUGCUGGAGGACAGCAUUGAGCGGGUCCUGGAUGUGAUGAAAAGUGAUCUGCUUGGAGAUGAGGAAGAGUCAAUCGAUGGCAAUUUCGAUGGACUCGAGGAUGUGAACCAGGUUCCGGAAUCCAAUGGUGUCAACAGGAGCAUCGUCGGCAUGUGGUCAACCAAACCCUCUCAGAAGGUAGCAGAGUCUAACGGUGUGGAGGAGGGCUCUGCGAUGACAGCACCUUCCACGACUCACAAGAGACGACAACAUGGAGGUGAAUCAGCGUCUAAACGACGAAAAGCCGACAGUGCUAUUGACAGGUCACCCCCGACACAUGUGAGCCUUGCAGACCUAGGCGGGCUGGACAGUGUUGUUCAAGAAUUAGGAGAUCUCCUGAUCUUACCCAUGACCCGCCCACAAGUAUAUGUGUCGUCGAAUGUACAACCUCCCCGAGGCGUGCUGUUACAUGGACCACCAGGAUGUGGUAAAACCAUGAUAGCGAAUGCCUUCGCGGCAGAGCUAGCAGUCCCAUUUAUUGCCAUUUCAGCACCAUCUAUAGUCUCUGGGAUGUCUGGAGAAUCAGAGAAGGCUCUACGGGAAUAUUUCGAAGAAGCGAAAAAAAUAGCCCCUUGUCUUAUUUUUAUUGAUGAGAUAGAUGCGAUUACUCCUAAACGGGAGAGUGCACAAAGGGAAAUGGAGAAGAGAAUUGUUGCUCAGCUCUUAACAUGCAUGGAUGACCUAGCAUUAGAGAAGACGGACGGGAAGCCCGUUAUUGUCCUUGCGGCUACCAAUCGUCCCGACAGUUUGGAUCCAGCCCUGCGCCGAGGAGGCCGGUUCGAUAAAGAAAUAAACAUGACUGUUCCCUCUGAACAGAUGAGAGAACAUAUUCUUCGGGCACUCACCCGGAAGAUGCGCUUUGCCGAUGAUCUUGAUUUCAAGACUUUGGCCAAGAGGACUCCAGGUUUUGUGGGUGCUGAUCUCAACGACCUAGUUUCCACCGCCGGUUCGGCGGCUAUUAAGAGAUAUCUAGAAAUUCUGAAGUCGCACACUGACGAGGACAUGGAAACUGACGAGACGGACGACCUUAAUCCUAAAGUGAAAGAGUUGCGGCGUCUCAUCGCCCACGCCAAGGAAGCCCCCAUUGGCGAGGAAAUACAAACUAUAUUGGUGUCGAAUACGGACUUUAUGACGGCACUACCCAAGAUUCAGCCAUCAUCCAAGCGUGAAGGCUUCGCCACAAUCCCAGAUACAACGUGGGCAGACAUAGGUGCUUUGAGUGGGAUCCGCGAGGAACUGGCCACAGCGAUCGUGGAGCCCAUUAAGAAUCCUGAAAUAUAUGCCAGAGUUGGAAUCACUGCUCCCACGGGUGUUCUGCUCUGGGGUCCACCUGGGUGCGGUAAGACUCUGCUCGCCAAAGCCGUUGCCAACGAAUCUCGCGCGAACUUCAUCAGCGUUAAAGGCCCAGAACUCCUUAAUAAAUACGUCGGUGAAUCUGAGCGUGCCGUACGACAGGUGUUUGUUCGUGCCCGUUCGUCGGUCCCCUGCGUCAUAUUUUUUGAUGAGCUUGACGCCCUAGUUCCUCGCCGAGAUGACACUCUGUCAGAAGCAUCUGCGCGCGUCGUGAAUACGCUACUGACUGAACUCGACGGCCUGGGCAGCAGCCGUCAAGGAAUUUACGUAAUAGCUGCUACAAACCGUCCAGACAUCAUCGAUCCAGCCAUGCUCCGACCGGGACGUCUCGAGACGCUUCUCUUCGUGAACUUACCUAGUCCCCUAGAACGUGUUGAGAUUCUUCAGACCCUCGUUCGCAAUCUGGAUAUUGAUUUCUCGGAUGACUUGAGGAAACUGGCUGAAGAAUGCGAAGGAUUCAGUGGAGCCGACCUGGGAAGUCUUCUCCGUCGCGCCGGAUACUCCGCCAUUAAGAGACGGGAUGCAAUCAAAUUCCAGGACUUCCUGGCCGCUAAAGCGUUCAUUCGACCCAGCGUCACCGAUAUGAAAAGGUACGAGAAGUUGAGAAGAGAUUGGAGCGGUGGUGUUAUCUGAGGAGCAAAUAGUCUUACGACUGUAUAUGUUGUACGAAGCUAGUGAGCGAGCUUUUUUUGCUGUUGAAUUCUUUGAUAUAUUAUACAUACACUUAUGUAUAUAUGGCUAUCGAGUGUUAUGAUGCUCUUCGCUUUAGGAAUGCCUAUGUUGAAUCUUGAAACCUCGAUAGAAGCUUUCAAUAUUCUUUUCCUGUUUCUGUAUAUGGUGGAUCAAAUAUGAGAUAUUCAGAACCGGACUAACACCCUACAUGUUGCAAUACAACUUCAGUGCUCAUGUCUUAGUUACUGGAAGUGGCUGGAGCGAGGACAAGUUACAAGGCAGGGACCGACUAGUUCCAAUGAAUAUAGCAUAUGCAUACAAAAAUUAAUUGACAAAAAAAAACGCCUUCCCAUUAUAUAAAGACCCAUGAUAAAUAAAUGUACCGUAAGACAGUCCAACGGUCACAUCCAUAAACGACAUGUUCCAUCCGCUCCUGCACUGACACACCACGGUUCCUUCGGGUGCCAAUCGACAUCUAGCACACCCAGUUCGCCGGUGAUCUUGUGGCCCUUGAGAACUUUCAGGGGCACGAUAGUAGCAUUGCUGAGCAUAUCACCAGUCACGCUGCCAUGGAAGAUUUGGAGGGAGCCAUCGUCGCUGGCGUCAGCAAACAGGGGGUAGCGGCCACCUGGGUGGAAUUUAACAGCGCGGAUAGCUUUGCGAUGAUACCGCAAUGUCUUGUAAGGACGUGAAGAAAGAUCAAGAUCAUGCCAUAGAAGACGACGGUCGUAAGAUCCGACAAUGAGGUUCUCCCCACCAGAGGAUGUAGAUGAAAAGGGGUGGAAAUCGAAGGAGGAUAUCCAGCGCGCCCCUGGCUGAAUGAUCUUGACGAGUAGCUGACGAGAGAGAUCAUAAGCGCGGAUUGUUCGUUGGUUGGCAACAAAAAGAACAGGUUUCGACGGGUGAAAAUGUGCAGUUUGCGGAGGUCCACCACCCUUGAUACGUCGGCGGAAGGGGAAUUGAGUCAGAUGUUUCGAAAGAGUGUGAAUGGCAAUCGCUACAGAUGCUGGUGUGGACGAACCAGGGCAUACUGUAACGAAAUAGUCGCCACGGCGGUGCCAUGAGAGAGACUUCGCGACGUAUCGAAGGGGGAUAACAGCGCAAACCCCAGAUUCCGCAAGGGAUGAUGAUGGACGGAUCCACUGUGGAGGAGUGUUCUUUUUAUUCGCCUCCGCAGCACUUGGGAUUGGUUUCGAAGCUGCAAACCCCCAGCCUGCGUCCAGGACUUCCAGACUAGCCUUCUCAGUUUCUGGGUCAACGAUGGGUGGAACUGCAAGGAAGACAUCAUCACCAGCUGCAACAGCCAGAAUGACAACAUCCUUGCCAGGUCUCCACCGGAUAACGUUGACAGCAUCCUCGUCACUUAGUUUCACACUCCACAGCUGACGGCCAGUAAGAAGCUCCCAAAUGCGGACCGUCCCAUCAUCGCCUCCAGUUGCAAGCCAAAUACCGGAUGGAUCAACAGAUAGAGUACGGACACGCCCCUUAUGUCCUCUAAAGACGGCUGCACAUGCGGUAGGGAACGGCUUCAGUUCCUCAGGACUAGGAAGCUUGGGGAGAAGACUCUCCGGAUCAAUAUUCAGCUUGCUCCUCCGAACUCUAGGGGCAAGAUACAAAUCCAGACAACGCUCAAACUUCUCCUUGACAAAGUUUUCAUAGCCAGGGACUUUCCGAAGGGAGCCGAAAUCAUUUGGAAGGAAAUCCUUCUCGCGAUCUUCUGGAUCAGCUUCUUCCCAGGCUUUCCGUUCAUUUUUAUUGGGAAGAUACUCAGGAGGUGGAUGGUAACUCUCCUCGUAGCCAGGUGGAGGAAGCUUGGGAGCAGGAACGUGCAUCGGGUGAUCAGGUCGCUCUGCUUCAUCCGCCCACAGAUCGUAUCUCGCCAUGUCCUCAUUCUCGUCCUCCUCUUUUGGGGGUUUAUAUGGUAGAAUGCGACCAUCCCUAAUUGCCUUGACAAUCUUCAUAACACGCUUGGCUUCGUGCUUCGAUGGUACAAAUCGACGCUUCGGCUCGGGGGCUGCACUUAGCGGCAUGAUCUCCUGCUUGCUGGUAAACCACUCAACAGCAGGCUCAUACUGGUUGUAGCCUUCUUCCGGUAUCUCGUUCAUCUGGAUCUUGCGCAAUAGUUCCAACUCAUCCUGGCUAAGUUCCAGUGGCUUUCCAGUUGAAGGAUCUGUGAGCCCGGUCCAACCCUUAGGAACUUCAAUGCUGUCGAGCAAUGAGUCUAGAGCUUCGCCCGUUGCAGGUCUCAUAAUCUUCUUUCCAUUGACAUCAUAACCAAUGUGAGGAUACUGGUCGUAGAAAGAAAGAGGAAUGUUGCCGAUGGUGUUGGCAUUCUCGUCGACCUCGGAGUAUUCCGAGUUAUCAUCUGGGUUUAUCUCAUCAUAAACGUAGCGGUCAUUGCCAUAUGCAUCCUUUUCAAUACGGUAAUUGAGUUGCUCCUCAUCGCUGGAGCUCGAUUUCUCUUCCAAUGACCCGUCGAGAUUGGCUGCCGUAGUGCCAGAUUUUUUUCUCUUGAUCACAUCUUCCUCAUCUGAAGGGAUUUCAUCACUGUCCAGCUCCUCAUCAUCUUCAUCCUCAUCACUAAAAUCGUCAACAAUUUCGACUUCCGAAUCGCUCGAGUCUGAGUCUGUGUCCGAUAGGUCAUUUGCAUUGUCCGAGAGUACACCGUCGAGGUUAUCCGAAUUCAACUCGUCCCCAGAGAAUACACCAGCUUCCUCCUCGACAUCUCGAGUGACAGCCUUGCGUUUCUUCGAGGUCUUAGAAGCGUCCAUAUUGGAGAAGACAACAAUGUAUUGCGUGUCAAC
Monascus purpureus is the source of this 5097-nucleotide messenger RNA. The record is from the annotation of a GenBank genome assembly. NCBI's taxonomy places the organism in Eukaryota, Fungi, Ascomycota, Eurotiomycetes, Eurotiales, Aspergillaceae.